GCAGCUCACAGCAGCACACCCAUUCACUCCUCUCCUUUCACUUUGAGCGGAUUCCUCGGAUUCAAGCUCUCACUCUCGCUCUCUCCGCAGAAGGAUUUCUGGACUUGUUUGUCUGUCGGCUGAAGAAUGGCUUUGUCACAGAGGAACUGCGCUUUUCUGCUGGUUUUUGUGGCUGCGGUUUGGAUGGAGUGCUCUCAGGCGCAACACUUCUUCGGACGCUGCUCGUGUCCCAACACGGUCAAGUUUGUCAAGGGCAACAUAUCAGAUUUCGAAGUCCUUGAAAGACGUCCUGGGUGUGAUCUUACUGAAGUCAUAUUAACCCAGAGCAAUGCAAACAACUCCACUGAAAGAAUCUGCAUGAACACUGAGGGGAAGAUGGCCAAGGCUUUUCUGAGGUGCUGGGAAAGGAUAAACAAAGACGAGAGCCGCAAGAUGGAGUGUAUCGAAAGAAAGAAGAGGGCAGAGGACAAAGCCUCAAAGGACUGAAGCCCACCAGCGCGAGGAACGCAGAGGAGAGAGCUUUUUGCGGAAACUCCUGCACAGGGACUGCAGAGGACUGAGAAAUGAGACUGAGAGCUGAAGAAUGCCGGGGGUGGGGUAGGGGUGGGGGGGGGGGGGGGGAUUUGGAUGAGGGGGGGUUGGUGAUUACAAGCCAGGAAAGCAGGAAAAGACAGAAAGGAGAGAAGCUGGAGUAAAGGGACUAACAUAUGUAAAGUAACUAAAGCAGCCAGUCUGUGUAAGAACACCACUGAUGAAAUGCACCCAUGCCCACAUUUAUAUAUUUUUGCUUGUCAGUAUUAUUUAUGUUGACUUAUUUAUUUAAAAGUUUUUAUUGUUCAAAUGUUUUUAUAUCGACAGACAAAUAAAACCGAUUUUGAUACAA
Messenger RNA from Mugil cephalus (flathead mullet), 883 nucleotides. It is a transcript of the gene cxcl18b, whose product is annotated as chemokine (C-X-C motif) ligand 18b. Gene Ontology annotation, molecular function: chemokine activity. The record is from RefSeq and is a predicted model, not a curated record. NCBI's taxonomy places the organism in Eukaryota, Metazoa, Chordata, Actinopteri, Mugiliformes, Mugilidae. The coding region runs from base 127 to 486 and encodes 119 amino acids. The transcript is spliced from 4 exons. Gene Ontology annotation, cellular component: extracellular region. Gene Ontology annotation, biological process: immune response.